Messenger RNA from Phaeoacremonium minimum UCRPA7, 1593 nucleotides. RefSeq names its product putative nonsense-mediated mrna decay protein 3 protein. Bases 1 to 1593 code for a protein of 530 amino acids. The transcript has 2 exons. The record is from RefSeq and is a predicted model, not a curated record. Gene Ontology annotation, molecular function: ribosomal large subunit binding. Lineage: Eukaryota; Fungi; Ascomycota; Sordariomycetes; Togniniales; Togniniaceae. Gene Ontology annotation, biological process: ribosomal large subunit export from nucleus. Gene Ontology annotation, cellular component: nucleus; cytoplasm.
AUGGCGUCCUCGAUGGACUUAGACGCCCCGAUCUCCAUAGCACCCUCAGCAGGGACCGCCCAGACCGGAGCAACUAUUCUCUGCUGCAACUGUGGAGCGCCGAUCGACGGCACGACAGCAGCAGGCGCCCUGUGCUACGACUGCGUGAAGCUCACUGUCGAUAUUUCCCAGGGAAUACAACGAGAAGCCGUACUGAACUUUUGCCGAGAUUGCGACCGCUGGCUUUUGCCCCCAAGCAGUUGGGUGGCAGCAGCACCCGAGUCGAGAGAGCUGCUUGCUCUUUGCUUGAAGAAACUGAAGGGACUACACAAGAUACGAAUAGUAGACGCAAGCUUUGUUUGGACAGAGCCGCAUUCGAGACGUGUCAAGGUGAAGCUCACGGUACAAGACUCCGUGUCUGAUGGCGUUUUGCUACAGCAAAGUUUCGAGGUUGUCUAUAUUGUCGCAUACCAACAGUGCCCAGAGUGUGCCAAGUCCUACACCGCAAACGUGUGGAGGGCAAGUGUACAGGUCCGGCAAAAGGUCCUGCACAAGAGGACAUUCUUGUUCCUCGAACAACUAAUUUUGAAGCAUGGUGCUCACCGCGAGACACUGAACAUCAAGGAAGCCAAGGAUGGAAUCGACUUCUUCUUUUCGGCGAGGAACCAGGCGGAAAAGUUCGUGGACUUUUUGACAUCAGUUGUGCCUGUCAAGGUGAAGAAGUCGCAAGAGCUUAUUUCUCAAGAUAUUCACACCUCAGUCAAGUCAUAUAAGUUUACAUACUCGGUGGAACUCGUACCCAUCUGCAAGGACGAUCUAGUGGCACUACCCAUCAAACUUGCAAAGCAGCUUGGCAACAUUUCACCCCUGGUCUUGUGCCACAGAAUUGGCACGUCUGUCAACUUUCUCGAUCCGAACACCCUACAAACAGCCGACCUUAGUUCGCCGAUAUACUGGAGGGCACCUUUUGUUUCACUCGCAGAUGCCAAGGAGCUGGUUGAGUUUAUUGUACUAGACUCGGAGCCCACAGGCCCAAGCAAAGGCCGAUGGUUGGUGUCAGAGGUAACGGUGGCUCGUGCCGUCGAUUUGGGUGUCAACGAUAAGACAUACUCAGUCCGGACACAUCUGGGUCAUUUCUUGAAUGCCGGAGACUCAGUGAUGGGGUAUAUGCUAACUGGAACAAAUUUCAACAAUCCACAAUUUGAAGACAUCGAGGAGUCUAAUACGUACGGUUCACGAAUUCCGGAUGUGGUGCUUGUCAAGAAGCACUGGCCACGGAAGAACAAGCACAAGAACAGGAAGUGGCGCCUCAAGCGCAUGGCAAAGGAUGAAGGCGAGCUCCUGCCAAAGAAGUCGGACCAAGAGCGGAUGGAUAACGAGUACGAAUUGUUCUUACGCGAUGUGGAGGAGGACGAGGAGCUCCGCGCGGCCUUGGCCCUUUACAAGAACACGAACAAGAAGAAGUUACAACAACAAGCUGCUGGGAUGGAUGUGGACAAUAUGAGCAUUGCGGGAACUGAAGUCACAGAAGAUGAUGACGGUCCAAAGGUCAAUAUGGACGAGUUGCUGGAAGACUUUGAUGAGCUGACUGUUGAGGACCAUGAGAUGGAAUAA